AUUUUUAAGCCUGCUUUUAGCCGGUAACUCUUUAUCACUAAUAAUGCGCUUGGUGGAAAUGUUUUGCAUGCUUUCCGGUUACGACUGGUAUGAUCCCAAAAAAUCCAAAGAUUUAUCAUCAUUCAACACAUAGGUCGUCUUGUAUUACGGUACGUCAUAGAUUUGUAACUUGAACGUGGUUUACGGCUGCCAUAAUCGUUUAGCUAGUAUCUCGCCGAAACAGUAGAGUUCUUGCGUGAAAAGGUUUAUGUUCUGAAAAUUGAUAAAGACGUUUCUGAUCCACGAAGCCCUGGAGGAUGAAAAGCAAAACCUAUUUCGUCGUUUGACCACAGAAAAUCAACACAGCAGUGAUGAAGCUCCACUGGCAACAUCGUCAUGACUUCUGAGGAAGAAGUGGAGAAAAUGUCUGUGCAAGUUACCAGCAAAGAAGAAAUGGCGUCCCCCUCAACUGACAAUCGUGAAAAAGCCGAACAAAGUCAGAACCCCAAUGGCACCCUCACUGGACAUGCCGAUAAUGAACGUGAUCUACUUGAAGCAAGCCAAGCGACUACAACUUUAUCCGAAAACGGUUCGUCCCUCAACAGCGCCUUGAGACUUAAAGAACUUACAAAUCAAAUGACCAGCGUAGGAAAUCGACUCCAGGCGCAGCUAGUUUCUCUGCAUGAAACAGUUUGUAAAGAGACUGAGACUUCACAAGGAGAUAGUACAGACUUAAAUUUGUUCUCUCCUGAGCUAGUAAAUAAGUUACAAGGCAGUAGAUCUGACCUGAACGCUGAAGUGAAGGUUUUAGAGAGUUAUUUAGGAGAAGUGCACCAACUGUUGACUCUUCAAGAGAAGCAAAACAAUGGAGUCAAUGGCUUGAAUGGGGUCUCGUCUUGCCGAGAGAAAAAUCAGACAGAGAACUUAUCUUUAAAACAACUCGAGGCAAAACUUGCUGAAAUAAGUGAGAAACAAGAGGCGAUUUAUGAGGAGAGAUCGAGACAAGACAUGGACUCGUUAAAAAUUAACGGAAACAAAGAUGACAACGAGAAAUUUGGUGGACAAGGAAACGAUGGUAUUCCCAGACUGGAUAAAUUGGAAUUGGACUUUCAAAACUUUAAGAAGCAAUUGAAAAUAAUUCAAGACAAAUUAUACGAACGAGGGCUUUUAGAUGAUGAGCUCGCAGCACUCACAAAUAUUCAAUCGAUACUUGGCGUCAAAUACGAGGAUUUUUCCGCUUCAGAUGAGCUUGCCAUCUUACAGAAAGAGAGAAAGGUUCUUCUUACGACUCUAAGUAAACUGCAAAGUCGAGAAAACAGCGACAGUAAGGAACAUAUUGAUAUUAACACCUGUGACAAGGCGGUCCAAUGUAAAAUUAACAUUUUGGGUCAGCUAAGUAACCAAGGCGCGUCGUUCUCCAGUGAAUUCGAAGAGCUGAAGAAACUUUCAGGCGAACUGCAGGCGGAAGUGGACGAACUAGAGGAAGAAAACAAAACUAUGGAGGAAGAAACUUUCAAAUUGAAGGAGGAAAAAAGAGUGCUCGAAGACAGCGUGAACAAGUUGAGAGUUCAAAUUACCGAUGCGUUGGAUUCGAGUUUUGAGGAAAUGGAGCAUAUACACCAUGAAAAAGACGAGCUUCAGGUCCGGUUGCAAUUCAUAGAGGCUGACAACAAAAAACUACGCGACGCCUUUGCCGAGCUUUCGAAGAAGAAUGCAGAUCAUUUGGAAGCCGUGCUGGAUGAAAUUGAAAGGAAGGAUUCCCUUGAGGAUGCCGUGGAUUAUUUAAGUACCGAGGUCGAAAAGCUCAACGAAAUCAAUAUCCAAGCGGUGUACAGUACCAGUGAAGCAUGUCCCCCAAGGGGCAAAACGGAAAAAUGUCAUAACUACAGCCUUUUGAGUGAAAUGAAAACAUGUAAAGAAUUAAUAGAUUCACAAAGAGAACAGAUACGGCAACUUCAAGUGGACAAAAGAGACAUCGAAGACAUUUAUACCAAUCUUAAGAGAGAGGCGCUUAUUUUGCGGACGAAGCAAGGCGAAAAAACUUCUCUGAGGUUGAAAAGCAUCGAAAACCUCGCUGCUAGUAUGCAACCCACUCGGAAAACUUCAGUGGAGCGAUGUGAGUACCUUAAACAAGAAAUCCUUCGCCUGACCAAGCGAGGAACUGAAUUGGAAAAUUCCAUGAGAACAUUGAAAUCCGACAACUCCAACUUAGAGGAGGAAAAGGUUUGUCUGCUUGACUCUUUAUUACAUCAACUUGAAAAGAACGAAUCCCUUCAGGUGCAAAUCGAUCAACUCAAGAGCACAAUAAAACAAAACAAUGGCGAUAAAGAACCAGGAAAACCGUCAACUAACCUCCCACACCAUAACAAACUAAGUACAACGACACACGAUCGCGAUACGGAUGUGAAUGGAAAUCUCUCCGGAUGCGAAAAUCACGCUCUGCUGCAAACGAGUGAAGACAUCGCACACGAAAAUGGCACUGACACUAAGGACGCAAUGGACGAGUCACGAAGGAGGUCUCGUCAACUUGACGAGCAGCUACAAAGUUUGCAAGAGCAUGUGCUUGGAGUUGAAAAGGAGAAAGAGAGGAUUCAGAUAGAUUUAGAAGACACCCGUAAAAAUGAGAAUGAGCUUCGAGAAAAAGUCGCACAUUUGAAAAACGAAUGUACAGUUUUAAAGAAUCAGUUGAAAAAGAACAAAGAAGUUUCAGAUACGCUUCAAGGAUGUCUUCAAGAGGCACACGAAGAGAAAGAAGAGCUUGUCGAGUCUUUGGACGAAGUCAGCGAGGAGAAGGCCGCUUUAGAGAAGAAAAUUGAGAUAAUGGAGAAGGAAUUCAACGAGCUGAAGGAAAGCUACCAGCGUUUGAAGAAUGAAUUUGAUUCUGUUUCAGUUGGGGCACAAAAUCUUGACAAAUCCAAAGGGCAGAUGAGAUCAAUUCACGCUAAACUAUUCGAGCUCUACGAAUCCCUGACGGAUAAAGAAAAGGAUAGUGCGUCCGAAGAAGUUAGUACGGGAGCUCCAGAGUCGACAUCGCUCGACGAACAAGGUAACAGCAUACUUUCGCUGGCGGAGAAAGUCCUGAAAGAAGUCAACCUUCUCAAGAAAGAACUAAGAAGAAUGAAAAUUGAACAGGAGUACUUUAAGACGAAAUUGGACACAUCUCAAACAGAGAAAUUAUCGCUGCAGAAGUAUGUUCGUGAGCUUGACGAGAAGAGGAGGCAAGUUAAGAGUUUUAUUACAAAACUCACAGAAGAAAAAGAAGUAAUGUCGGAGCAAAUGGAGGAAAUAAAACAACAGAAGAAUAAUUUAGCUGACGCUCUGGAAAAUGUGUAUCAAAGCAAAGAGAGUCUGCAAUGCCAGCUGGAAGAUGCGUUGUGUAAGCAACAUGAAAGCAGUAAGUCGGUGACUGAGGCUUCUGCAGAGGCCCAAAGCUUGAAGAGUUCACUUAACAAAGUGGCUGGGGAGCGAGAUGCUUUGAAAGAUGCACUUAUUGAAACCAAGAAGGAGCUGCAAAUGGUGAGGACUUCCGAGGCAAAAUGGAAAGAAAAAGCCACAGGCUCUCAAGCCGAAGCUGACCAGAGCGUACAAGAAACGAGCGACGCAGGCAACAAAGUUGACGAAAGCGAAGUCAUUAAUCGCCUGCAUCUAGAAAACGACGGACUGAAAAAGCAGUUGGAAAUGUUGAAAACAACUCAACUGCCUUCGCAGGAAGAAUUUUCCGAAGGAAGCCCAAUCGUCACGAGUGAUAUUCCGGAGACAUUGGCGGAGCCUGAGUUAACAACGGCUUCAGAAUAUGAAAGCAGCUCUGAUGUUUAUGAAAUGGUUACGUCUUUCGGGAUGGGAUCUUUCGAAGAAUCGUCCAAUGAUAGUACGGAGGUGCCUAUUUCAGGCGAGGCCAAUUCCUGGCUUGAAAGUGGACCACGUGACGAGGAAGAAGAACUUGAAGUUCGCUUUAGUAAAGUGUGCGCAGAAAAUAAAUCAUUAGAAGCACAGCUUCGACGAAGCACCGAAGAGAACGAGCAACUGAAGAGUUGGUUUGAAUCAAUUUCAGCCGAGAAGGAAAUCAUGGAAAAAGAACAAGAAUCGAUGAGCAAGGAAAAUGGAGAACUGCUACGAGAUCUGGAAAGAAUGAAGCGAUCUUUCGAUGAGGUUUCAAACCAAAACAACGUUAAGGACAAACCGGAAGAAGAUUUUAAAACCGCACUAGAAGAAAUGGCUAAAGAGUGCGCGAAGCUUCGAGAAGAUUUGCAAAAACAAGAGGAUGAAAGACAGGAGUUGACACAAGCUCUUCAACUGACUAACAUGCGCAAAAAAGCUUUGGAAAACGAGGCUACUGAAUCAUGGGAAAGAGCUCAGGCUCUUGAGAAAUCAUUGAAAUCUGUCAAACAAAAGAAUGAUUCACUUUCGAAGGACAUCUCUGCUUUAAAGAAGGAGAAAGAGGAGAAAAUUAAAUCUUUAGAAAAACUAGCUCAGGACUAUAAGAGGCUGCAGCAAAAUCUCAACGGCUUAAAUGAAAAGCUUAUAAACGUUGAGAAGGAAAAAGGCGAAAAGAAUGGAGAGGUAGUUAGACUUGCAAAGGAAGUGGAAUUGUUACAAGAACAACUCCGAGAAAAAUCACACACCCUGACCGAGGUGGAGAACAAAUUAGGGAAUACCGUUACGGAAAAUGAAGAUGUUCGUGCUCAGGUUCAAAAGACCAAAAGUGAGAUUGAAGUUCAAGAGCACAAGCACGAACAACUCGUGAAAGACUACAAAGCGCUUGAGGAAAAUCAGGCGAGGGUUCAGACAGAAAUGAUUGAAGAGAAUGAAAAACUCAAACAGAGAGAAAAAGAGUUGGAGGGCGCGGUGGAAGAGCUCUAUGAUGAACUAAAUAACUUGAAGAGUUCGUUGGAGGACGCUGAAGAUAAGCUUGGCACCACCAAGGAGGGCGUAGAUCUGGUAGAAGAAGAGAAAGAUCGCUUUAAGAGCCAAGUCGGUAACUUAACGAAACAAGUAGAAAAAAUGCGAGACGACAAAGGAUCCCUAAAGCGUAAGACAGAGGAAACAGAAAACGAGAAUAGCACAGCGAGAGAACAACUUAAAGAACUGGAAAACCAAGCCUCGGAAUUACUUUCGUUUAUAGACAGAACGGUCAAAAAGAACCCUACAAAAAUGUCUCAUAAAGCUGCACAAGAGGACAUAAAUCACUUUCGUUACGUCUGUGAUUACAUAGAAGCUAUCUUAAAAGAAAAAUUUGUUUCAGAAACAAAACUCAAGGAAGAAAUGACAAAAUUAGAAAUCGCAGAAAGAACAUUGCAAGAACUGAGGAAUGAGUUGAAAACAACGUCAGAGAGACUUGAGAAGGCUGAAAAUUCAAAUCGCGAGAUCGAAGAAGACAACAAACAACUAAUCCAAGAACGAGCUGAGCUGACGCUUCAGCUAGAAGAGGCACUAGAGGGUGAUCAAACGGAAGAACAGUCUACAAAAUCAAAACGUUCCGCGCGGGAGGAGGUACGACUAUCACGCGAAAUCGAUGACGUUCGGAGUCUCAUCGACAAGCUAACUUUGCAGAAAGAAAAGCUGGGGGCAGCGUUGGCGAAUAAAGAGAAGCAAAUCGCUGCUGUUACCGCUGAGGCCACAGAGAAGACAAAGAUGCUAGAGCACAAAGAAAAAGAAGCUGAGUCGCUGAGCCUCACAAAGGCUGAAGUGGCUGUAGCAUUGGAAAUGGCGAAGGAUGGCUCAGAGAAGCUUCUGGCGGAGCUUGAACGCGAGAGGAGUAGAGUGGAAAGUUUACGGCAGGAGUUGGAGAACGAGAAGAAACAACAUCAUCACAACCAGCAGGAAAAACUUGAUCUGACAGCUAUUGUGAGCCGGCUGGAGGAAGAGAAAAAAACCUUUGCGAUUACUGAGAAUACAUGUAGAGAUCUUGAGAAGCGUUUGAAGAAAGCAGAAGAAAAUAAUCUUAAGAUUCAAGCUCUAAACAGCGAACUUAGAGCAAAUAUGGAAUCUCAAAGUGCUACUUUAGCUUCCGUGAAGAAGGAAGCUAAAGAUAAAGAGUAUGACUGGAACAACGAGCUGGCCCAAAAGGACGAGUUACUUCGCUCUUUGAAUCAGGAUAUUAAGAAGUCGAAUAUCUCCUUCUCCGAGUUGCUAAGAGUUGUAGACGAGCAGAAAACCAAAAUCGGUAACCUCGAUAAGGAAUGUAAACAAAGCGAGAGGUCACGAAAAGAAGUAGUCGAAGAAAGAAACGUCCUGCAAAAGAAACUGAAAGAGGAAGCCGACGCUAAUGAUGCAUUGACUAUUAAGCUACAAGAGACAGAGAGAGCUGUAUUUAAACACGGCGAAGAAAACGAAGAACUUCAAAAACGAAUCGCAGCUAGUGACAGCGAAAAACAGCUCUUACAGAGAAAGCUUACGGACUUGAAAGAACAAAUUGAUAAUAGAGAGAAACGGCUGGCCGAUUUAAGCAAAAGCACGCAGUCUCUGGAGGAUGAGCGAGCUCAUUCCAAGACAGAAAUAGCUGCGCUCCAAAAAGAACUUACCGAGAAGACUCUAUCUCUAGAAAAGGCUCAUAAGGAACUGAGUGAUUCGAGAGGGUCAAUUGACAAAGGAAAAAGCAAAUCUGACGAACUGAAAGUGGAAAACGUAGAACUGAAGAAGUUACUUGAGAGUGCGGAGAGCAAACUGAGGAGAGCGGAAUUGACGUCAACAAAAACCAAAGAACAAAAUGACAAACUAAAACGGAAGCUAGAGGCCAUCGAGGAAGAAAUGGCCGCCUUAAAUACAGCUUUUGCUGAAGCACAAAGAAAGGAACAAACUUUACUGAUCGAAAUGAAGACUGAAACAGAACGCAUCGAAAGUGAGUUGGAAACACUAACAAGUGAAAGUGAAAUCCUGAGGGAAAAACUGGACGACGCCGCGGAUGAGAAGAAUGAGCUUGAACAAGAACUUGAGCUUGAAAGAGGUAAUAAGAAGAAGACUGAAGAUCAGUUGAUCAAAAUGUCAAACGAACUAGACAAUUUGAAGGUUUCAGCACAAACGGUCGCUCAAGAUAAUGAGGACUUAAAACGAAUCUUGGAGAACAAAGAAAAAGAGCUUACAUGCAAAAAAUACGUUUCUUUUGAUGAAACAGAUGCAAGAAGUCUAGGAAUUAGCGAAGAAAUAAUCUCAUGCGCCCAGGAAGGCGAACUUUCAUCCGCAGUAGAAGAGAACUUUAGUUUGGAGUCUGCCCCGCACGACCAAGAUACUUUCGAGGGUAAACUGGCAAAACAACGCCAGUUAAAUGCAGAUUUAUAUGAAGAACUGGACGAACUCAACGAUGAAAAAGACGAACUUAACGAAAUAAUCGAAGAAUUGAGGUCGAAAACAAAGAAACUGCAAAGGGACAUGGAUGCUUUGAUCGAAGAAAAAGAAAAUUUGGAGGACAAACUAGACGAGAAUGCCAAACGUUACAAAGAAGAGCUUGGAUCUUUGACGGAUGGAAAUAAGGAGUUGUCCAGAAAGUUAGAGGUCUUACUUAAGGAUAAAAAUAUCCUUCGCGAAGAGAUAAAAACAAAGGAACAGAAGAACCGCAGAGCGGUAGAGGAUGGGAAAAAGUUGGAGGAUGCCCUAGAGAAGAGUACUCAAGAAGUGAAACGCCUUACUCUAGAAGUAAACCGCCUCUCCAAAGAGAUCGACACGGAAGUGCCAAAUGGUCUUAAAGAGGAGCUCGCUGAAAGCGACGAAAGAAUGAAGGAGCUUGAGUACAAACUGGAUCAGCUGAGCCUUGAACAUCAGGCACUGAUGACUGAGUUGGCAGAGAGAAAGAACGAAAACGCAACCUUGCGUUUGGCAGUGGAGGAAGCGACACUUGCCAAAGAAGGUUGUGAGAAGAAAUUUGGAGAUGCAGAGAAGGAACUACAUGACGAACUCGAUGAAGUGCAACAAGAACUGGAUAGCAAGAAGACUAUGAUUGCAACCCUUGAAGAGCAACUCUUUAAGUUCAAACAAUCCGAAUCUGAGCCGAAACAAGACCUCAAAAAGACCUCAGACGCAACAUCGGUUAAAGACAUUCAAAGGAAGCUCGGAGAAUCCAACGAGGAAUUAAAAGAAAAGAACAAGAUGAUUUCAACUUUAAAGGACGAAAUUAACGAUCUUAAAAGAUCCAAACAGCAACUAGAAAGAGAACGAAAACAGACGACAAAACAAGAAGAGCCAAAGCAAAACCUUAAAAAGACCUCAGACGAAACAUCGAUUAGAGACAUUCAAAGAAAGCUCAGAGAAUCCAACGAGGAAUUAAAAGAAAAGAACAAGAUGAUUUCCACUUUGAAGAACGAAGUUAACGAUCUUAAGAGAUCUAAACAGCAAUUAGAACGAGAACGAAAACAGACGACUGCUGAUAAAACAACGUUAACCGACCUUCAGAACAAACUCGAGCAAUUACAAAGGGAAUUACCGGAGAAAAACAAAACGAUUACAACUUUAAACAAAGAAAUUGCUGGACUCAAACGAUCCAGUCGUGAGCAAGAGAGAGAGAUGCAAGAUAAGUUUGAAGAAUUGAAAAGGGAGAUGGUCAAAAAAGAUCAACAGAUUACAUCUCUUACAGUGAAUGCCAAUCAAAAGCAAACGAAUCGAGAUCGAAAUGACGGAAAUGAAGAGAUCACGCCAGAAAAGUCGGAGAGAGGCGAUGAAGUAACUCGCCUGAAAAAUGAGCUUGCAGAAAAAGAGAAAAAAAUUGGUUUCCUUGAGGAAGCGAUAGUUGAACACAAACGAACAAUAUUUGAACAGGAAAGGGAAUUCGACGAGAAGGAGGCGAGUUUGGCAACGGCUCGCGAAGAGUUUUACAAGAGUUUGAAAGAAAAAUGCGAAGAUGAGGAACGGCUUGAAAGCCUGAGGCGGGCAAAUAAUCGACUUCAGGAAGCGCUAAAUAUCGCCAGAGAGAAGGAGAGUAAAUUAAAGAAAGAGUUACAAGGAGCCAAAGUUCGAGGAUUUACGCCAAGUGUGCAACGAGAGAUAAGUGCUCUCGAUGGCGAGUUCUCUGAAGUGCAUUUUGAAGUGGAGACGCUGCGUAAGCUUUCUUACGAUGAACGGGCAGAGAAGAAUUAUCUGAGGAAGACAAGUUUGGAAUUGAAGAGAUCCCCAAGUGAUAUGAAAGACAUAGACAGCAAAGAGUUGGACAAAGUAAAGGAGUUGAGGAAAGAAAAAGACCGUCUGUCUUCUGAAAACGAAAAAUUGAAGAAAACAGCGAGAGACCUGACGGUAGAGCUUGAAAAAAUCAACAAAGAGAUGAUCUUUAAAGAGACGGAAAACUCCAAACAACGGAAUAGUGAGUUAUCGUUCUCCAACGAAGCUGUAGAGAGAAAAAAUAAGGCGAUUGAAAGCGAACUUGACGAUACAAAAUACAGUUUGAAUCUCUUAGAAAAGCAACAUGGUGAUUUAAAAGACAAAUUCCGGAAGUUAGAGGAAAACCGGACAAACCUGGACAAUGAAAGGAUAAAACUCGUAGACGACGCACAUUCAUUUAAAAUAAAAAUGGAGAAGAAAAAUCAAGAUCUUUUGUCCAAGCUUGAAGCCAAAGAACAUGAAGCCAUAUCUCAGCAGGAAAGAGUCGAAGGUCUCAGUGCUCUUUUGCGAAAAUUCGAAAACAAUGUCCGUAGCUUGGAGAAAGACAAGGAAAGCCUCGCGUCACAAGUCCGUUUGCUUGAGUAUGAUAAAGAACAAAUCGAAGAGAUGAAUAAACAACAGAAGGCUGAGAUUGUAAAGCUUCUUGAAAGCGGAAGCCAGAAAGACUUCAACACCAAGUUAAGGACCUUGUUCUCAGAAAACGACAGACUUGAGGGGAUGAAUAAGAAAUUACAAGCGGACUUACGGGAGCUGUACAGGGAGGUCGAUAGGAAAGAUGAAGAGAGGAAGAAACUUAUUGAGGAACUACACGAAAUGGCGCUGAAGGUUAAGCAGCUCGAGAAGGAGAAGCAAAACGAAGCGUCUAUCAAAGAGCAACUUGCCGAGCAACUGAUGGAGAAAGACAAUGCUAUGAAGACGAAGACAAAGCUUCUGUCGACCCGUUUAGAUGGGCUAUUGAAAGAAACUGAAAAUCUCAAAGAUUCUUCAGGGAAAAUGGAGCAAAUGGCAUCUGAUUACAGGCGAUUGGAGGACGAAAAUGUGCAGCUUAUAGAAGGCACUGAGAAACUGCGUGAAGAAAUUGCUAGUCUGCAAAAGGAGAACGAUCUUCUACGACGAGCGUGUCAGCAGUUAAGAGGAAGAAAGUCCAUCGCAGAGGAUAAAUUCGUUCUCGACGGUUCAAAUACAGACCUUAGUAGCGACCCAUAUCCCAGAAAAGGCUCACUGAAUAAACCGUUAGUCCAUAAAUUCCAACCUAUUGAGGAAAGAGUUUCUGCAGAGCAAAAAAGUGAACUGAACACGAUGAGCGGAAGAGACAUUCAAGAACCUCGUCGAAGAUCAUAUGAUCCCGUUCCCAGCGAUAUAAAAAUAUCUAAAGGAUCGCUUGCGCCCAUGCCCCCUUGGACAGGGGAGGCAAAGGGCCGCCAGUCUCAAAGGGACCAAGAAAGGUCCAACAGUACACCAGUGGUGAAACGCUUCCCCCCAGGGGCACCAGAGGCAAGACGCGAGGCAGCCCAACAUCCCAAGGGCCCCCCGCCACCCUCAACGGAUUCAAGCCGGAGCUCGGAUACAGAGCGCAGUUUUUGCUCCAGGAGCUCAUAUUGUAGUCCUAUCUUGUCCGUGGUGGACAUGUGUCCCCUGCACCGGAACCCCUCCGUGGAACGUCCCCCGAAUCAAUGUCCCAUUUGUAAGAAGGAGAGAAGAAGGCCUGGUGCUGUGCCAAAGGAAUUUAUGACUUUGGAAAAAUACGUAUGAAAUUACUUUUAUGAGAUAUACGUUGUUUCAGAAUAUGACAUAGAUUUAAAUAAGAUAUUGUUUUGGCAUUUUUAAUACCAUAACUCAACUUAUUCGUGUGUUCCUAAAUUUUCAUAUAUCCAUUUAUUUUCUCAUCUAACUUGAUUUUGAUGACGGCGAGGAAAUUGGAGAGAAUAUUUCAGCUUGAGUCAGAAAUGAUUAUCCGAAGUCAGCGAUUGAUCUCUGAUCAUCAAACCAUGGCAGAAGGUCUGUAAGGGUUUCUUUAUAAAGUUACCGCGAAAAGUUAUGCUUAAAUGGUGACAUGACAAUUUUUUUACCUAUGGAUUGUACAUAACAAUGCUCUUUUAAACCUUCUAUUCCAUAGGGUACCAAGCAAACAGGUAAUGAGAAUACUCAAACUUAUCAGAUAGAAGUUGUUUUCUUGAUUUGACACCAGCUUCUCCUGACUAAUUAACAAGGAAAUGCAUAGCGGCUAAAGGGGACAAUUAAUAAUCAGAUUUUAGAAAUUGAAGAGUUAACUUCUUUCGGGAAACUGAAAUGUGCGACUCUAAAAAUCAUUUCAAAAUCAAAGCUUGUUAGGAUACCCGCUAAGAACAAAAUAAUUAUCAAGUCUUACUUUUCACUUACUGGUUACAUUUAUAGAGGCGGAUCUAGGGGAGGGGCGCGCCCAGGGGGUGCACACUCGCCCCCUUCAACUGAGACGACUUGCAGCUUUCCAAAGUAACUAGUUUUCCGCGAAGAAAAAAAAAACAACAAAGCAAUGUCUUUUAUUGGUGUUGAAGUAAAACAUGAGACGAGGUUGAAGAAAUUAAUGUUAAACGCCGUAAAAAUGCUAUACAUGCUCAGCAGUUCACAUAAUGUUUAACUGCUUAGGCAUGAGCCUUCUUCUUCGUUGUUUGCUUUUAAAAUUUGGUCACGUCAUCCGUCAGUUAUGUCAUUCCUUAGUGCCUGGUGCACCCCUUCCUAAGAAUAAUUCUGGAGACACCCUUAACUUAGCGUACAAUACGAGAAAUUGUAGUGACUAGAGCUGCAAAUAUGAUGAAUGUAAUCUUUCUUUAUGCAUGAGCUUUUUCAGUCUAAGCAUGAACUUGCCUUUACGCAAUAAGCUUUUGAGCCACAAGAUAAUAUGUGCAUCAUUAUAGUUCAAGGUUGUAAGAAACUUCAUUACCUGAUGAGGGAAUUUCGCGUUAAAUUGCGCGCGAAAACCGAUAUCGCACGAGUCGCAAUCGAUGAGUGCGAUAUCGGUUUAAGGCGGAAUUCACGAGUCAGGUAAUGGUUUUCCUUGAGCCGCAUAAUUGAAUAAAAAUAAGAAAAAAAAAAAAGAAAACAGCGAUGACAUUGUUAGCAUGAGAUGUGAGACAGUGUCGCUCGCAAUUCCACGCUAAAUAUCUCACUUCGUUAACCGAUCAGAAUGUAAGCUUUUAUUCAAUUAUACGAUUCUGUACAGGACUAUUUGUUUCAAGCUUUUUUUGGCGCAAUUUAGAAGCGUUCAUCAGUAAUUAAUGCUAUGGUUGUUUUUGGAUAAAUAAUGUUAUAACAAAAAGGGGAAUACAUAUGGUGAACGAUCCUCGCGGUAGAUUUC
Molecule: messenger RNA, 12394 nt
Organism: Stylophora pistillata
Lineage: Eukaryota; Metazoa; Cnidaria; Anthozoa; Scleractinia; Pocilloporidae
Biological process (GO): positive regulation of autophagosome maturation; plus-end-directed vesicle transport along microtubule
Cellular component (GO): autophagosome; lysosome; late endosome
Source: RefSeq, a predicted model, not a curated record